This is a messenger RNA of Dermatophagoides farinae (American house dust mite), 470 nucleotides long. RefSeq lists its product as uncharacterized. Gene Ontology annotation, biological process: regulation of mitotic cell cycle spindle assembly checkpoint. The record is from RefSeq and is a predicted model, not a curated record. Lineage: Eukaryota; Metazoa; Arthropoda; Arachnida; Sarcoptiformes; Pyroglyphidae. Gene Ontology annotation, cellular component: anaphase-promoting complex.
GAAAAAUAAUUUGGAAAUUUCCAUGGAAAUAUUAUUUUCAGUUUCGAAUAUUUAUUGUUUUUACAAUUCAGAAAACUAAACAAUUUAUUUGUUUAAAAAAAUAUGGUGAGCCCAUUAUUUCCAUCGCUAACACCACGUUAUAUUGAUGAACAUUGGUUCCAUUAUGAUCAAUUAUUUGAAGAAGAUCGUACAUUAUCUGGAUUGGAAAAAGAAUAUCAUAAUCUAAUAUCGGAAAUUGAAAAUCGUGCCUACAACAAUAGCCAGGAUACUACAAACGUUUAUUCAGAUGCCGAUGAUGAUGACGACGAUGAUGGUGACGACGAUAUGGACAAUAAUGAUGAUGAUGAUGUUGAUGAUAGUGAAGAUAGCGAUGAUAAUGAUGAUGAAUUCGAGGAUGAUAUAUUCAAUGUUUCCAUACAAGCUAAUCAUAUUUAAAAAUUAAUAAUUAAUAAAUAAUUCUGAAAAUUUAA